Molecule: messenger RNA, 1892 nt
Organism: Paecilomyces variotii
Lineage: Eukaryota; Fungi; Ascomycota; Eurotiomycetes; Eurotiales; Thermoascaceae
Product: putative cytochrome P450
Exons: 5
Coding region: 83-1717 (544 amino acids)
Molecular function (GO): oxidoreductase activity, acting on paired donors, with incorporation or reduction of molecular oxygen; heme binding; monooxygenase activity
Source: RefSeq, a predicted model, not a curated record
CACCAACCAAGCGCACACAGUUCGGUCAUCGAAGUGAUGGGAGAUUGGAUUUCCGAGGUUUUUGAAUUUGACACUUCUCAAUAUGGAAACCUUUACGGAUCUUGAUCAUGAGCAGUACUUAAGGAAUAUUCCAAGGGGAUAUGUCACGUAUAUCCUAGGAGUUGCAUUCCUCUAUCUACUAUACAGGUGGUCGAUAUCUACGGAUAUUCCGUAUAUAAAAGGAAUACCGGAAGUCCCAGGAGCAUUGCCCAUCUUUGGCCACCUUUUAACCCUUGGUGACGACCAUGCAACUUGGUGCGAGAAAAAAUGGAGAGAGUACGGCUGGUCUGUCUUCCAGAUCCGCUUAGGAAACACCCGUGCAGUGGUCGUAAAUUCGUUCGACGACUGCCGCAAGAUGCUGAUCGGUCACCAAUCAGCCUUAAUCGAUCGGCCAACGCUAUACACGUUCCACGGCGUUAUCAGCUCUACUCAAGGCUUCACCAUCGGUUCUUCUCCUUGGGAUGACAGCUGCAAGAACAAGAGAAAGGCUGCUGGAGCCGCACUGGGACGACCGGCCUUAGGACGCUAUCAUCCCAUGUUCGACCUGGAGAGUUACUGCAUCGUCCGAGACCUGCAUCGGGAUAGUAAGAAUGGAGCACUUGAGCUGAAUAUCAGGCCAUUUAUUCAGCGCUAUGCUCUCAACACAACCUUGACUCUUUGUUAUGGCAUUCGUAUGGAUGAAGUCUAUGACGAACUGCUCCGCGAGAUCUUGUAUGUUGGAUCAGCAAUUUCACUUCUCCGGUCCGCGUCUGAAAACUACCAAGACUACAUCCCUAUUCUGCGAUAUGUGCCCAACAACAAGAAGAAUUCACGUUCGAAGGAGUUGAGAUCCCGGAGAGAUAAUUAUCUCAAUCUUCUUCUCGACAAGGUCCGCGCCAUGAUCCGUCAGGGAACAGAUAAGCCCUGCAUUUCAGGAGCGAUCCUAAAAGACGAAGAGACGAAACUAACCGGAGUCGAGGUCAGUUCGAUUUGUUUGUCACUGGUCUCUGGCGGGUUUGAAACUAUCCCGGGUACUCUUACAUCUUGCCUUGGCUCCCUUUCCACUCCGGAGGGCCAGGUCUGGCAGGACCGUGCAUACGAAGACAUCAAACGAUUCUACCCAGACAUCAAGCAGGCUUGGACAAGUAGCUACCAGGAAGAGAAGAUUCCCUAUAUCAACGCCAUCAUCAAGGAAGCUGGAAGAUUUUAUACCGUCAGCGCUAUGAGUCUUCCCAGGAAAACAGUCACGGAGGUAAACUGGAACGGCGCUAUCAUUCCACCCAAGACCAUGAUCUUAAUCAACGCGCAGGCUGGUAAUCACGACGUAGAUCACUUCGGUCCCGACGCUGCCAAAUUUGAUCCUGAGAGAUGGCUCUCAUCCAUCGAUCCGCCCACUGAGAAACCUUCCGUAGGCCUUAACCAUCUCAGUUUUGGCGCUGGUUCACGCGCCUGCUCCGGACAGCUCAUCGCCCAACGCCUCCUCUACACCGCGCUCAUACGUAUUCUCUCCUCCUACAAGAUCGUGGCCAGUGAGACGGAGCCACCGAAUACGGAUUAUGUCGAGUAUAACCAAUUCAAAACAGCGCUGGUGGCCAUCCCGAAGGAUUUUAAGGUUAAGUUGAUUCCAAGAGACACUGCGGUCACGGAGGAAUGUUUGAGAGAGGCGAAGUUGAGAACAGCGGAUCAUUAUAAGGAGUAGUGCAGUGGUCGAUAAACGAACAAUCCUUUUUUUCCCAGACUUAAAUAUCAAACAUUAUCCCCCAUUCGAAUUUAACCUUCUUGCUUAUGUUUCUACCUGAAGUCCAGAGAGCUAGAGCAUCCAAAGCAAAUCCCCAGAGACUCAUAUUCUAGUCUUAAUCUGAAUUGAACUUACA